CAGAGGCCUGCUGUGUCCCCCUGAGAGCAGAACCCUCCUUGUUGGGAAGCCAGCUCCUGCUGUGCGUGGCUGCUGAUCUUCUGGGGCCUCUGAUUUGCAGGUCGCUGUGCUCCCAGUGAAACUGCCUCCGCAUUAGUUUCAGGCCACUUCACAGAUCUGGGUUUGCAGCCUUGCAAGCUCCAGGACCAGCCGCCUCCUAAUGACCCUUUCUCCUUCCAUGGAGGUGACAGCCUGAGCUCUCCCCAGACACGCUGCUAAGGUGCUGGUGGGGACUUGGCAGGGAUGGUGGCCUGUUCCCUGAAAUCAUGUCCUAAGAGAGACCAGCCCAGCUCAGGGGAGGCCAACCCUUAAAGCACCAUGAGGCCUCCAGGGGACAUUUCCCCAGCAGGCCAGUCUCAGAAGGAAGGAGGGUCCACAGCCAGCACCAUGACAGAGCUGGAGACAGCCAUGGGCCUCAUCAUCGACGUCUUCGCCCGGUACUCAGGCGGUGACGGCCGCCGGCAGACCCUGACCAAGGGGGAGCUGAAGCAGCUCAUGGAGAAGGAGCUCCCCGGCUUCCUGCAGAGCGGAAGGGACAAGGAUGCUGUGGGCAGGCUGCUCAAGGACCUCGAUGCCAACGGAGAUGCCGAGGUGGACUUCAGUGAGUUCAUCGUGUUUGUAGCCGCACUCACGUCUGCCUGCCACAAGUACUUUGCACAGACAGCAUCCAAGUGAUGCCCUGCACCGGAAGGACCUGGGAGGAGUCCCUGGCUCCCAGCCUCUGUUGGCAAUUACUUCCUUGGGCUGAGCCAAAGUCCCCUAAUUAAUAAAUGCUGGUGAAUGAU
This is a messenger RNA of Marmota monax (woodchuck), 824 nucleotides long. RefSeq names its product S100 calcium binding protein P (gene S100p). NCBI's taxonomy places the organism in Eukaryota, Metazoa, Chordata, Mammalia, Rodentia, Sciuridae. The record is from RefSeq and is a predicted model, not a curated record. Gene Ontology annotation, cellular component: cytoplasm; extracellular exosome. Bases 358 to 714 code for a protein of 118 amino acids. Gene Ontology annotation, molecular function: transition metal ion binding; calcium ion binding. The transcript is spliced from 3 exons. Gene Ontology annotation, biological process: endothelial cell migration.